UUCAAAAAUCUCUUCCGGAAACCUUGCUCUUUUUUCUUAACCGCUCCACCUCGUAAUCAAUCACUACCCUCUUUCUUUCUUAAGACCAAAGGAGACGCACACAAAGAAAAGCCACGAAUCUUUACAACCCACUUCACAUUUUCUCCUCCUCCUCUUCCUGAGUUUUACUCUCUUCUCUUCGAAAUGGGUAGAGUGGGUAAAGAAUCCGAUCUCAAAUCCCGUUUAGUCACUGAAAUUUGCUCUAUUUCAACUCGUUCAGUUUCUUGCACUCAUAGUCAUGGUUGCAGCCCGUUUAAAUCGCAUUUGAUCGAUUGGUAUCGCGUUCUUGGAGUGGAAGAAAAUGAAAAGACAGACGUUAUCCGCAAGCGAUACCAUAAGCUUGCUUUGCAACUUCAUCCAGAUAAGAACAAGCAUCCCAAGGCUGAAAUUGCUUUCAAGCUUGUCUCAGAGGCAUAUACAUGUCUCUCUGAUGGUGCAAAGAGAAGAGCAUUCGACCUGGAGAGAAGGAAAAACUUAUGCUUCAAGUGCAAGACAAAUCCAUAUACGAUCUGCAGCAGUCGUACAAACUGCAAUGGCUCAGAAAAGGUUUGGAAUCUUACAAGCCAAUCAAGGUCUCACAAAAUUUUGCAAGGUCUGAAAGACAUCAGAGAAAGAUUCAAAGAGGAGGCCAAGGUAAUAGAGAACUGUAUGAGAGCUAACGCAACAUCGAGGAAAGAAUCCCCACUCUUCACUCCAUCCGAAUCUUUAUUCCCAAGCAACAAAAGGACCCAUAAAGAAUCUCCAAUAUUCAAUCCAGCGGACUACAAUGUCCAAGGAUACCCUCAUCUUAGGACCCGAGUUUGCAGGCAACCAGGGAACUAUUGGUACUUACAGACAGGGAGUCGUGUGAAUUAUGAAGGGGGAAGAAGCAGGGGGUAUGACACUCCAAUUUUUGAAGUCAGGUCGGAAAGGGCAAUGCUUAGAAGUAAAUCUGCUUGUGCGCGUUCCUAAUCUUAGCCUAACAGGUGUAAUGCGCUGCAUUGAGAAAAGACAAUGUGAUGGACUUGUUGUCUCUAGGAGAUCUUUUAGUUUUCUGUUCUGAAUUUUCUUCGUGCCAAAAUUUUGCCUGAAAAACAUUUGAUGUAAAUAUUUUAGGACAUAAUUGAACAUCAGGAUCCAACACUUUUUCAAUAUCAAAGGGAUGAACACAAGGAUUAGGAUUUCCUACAAUUUGUCCCAAACACUUCUGCUUA
This is a messenger RNA of Carya illinoinensis, 1232 nucleotides long. RefSeq names its product pre-mRNA-splicing factor cwf23-like. The record is from RefSeq and is a predicted model, not a curated record. NCBI's taxonomy places the organism in Eukaryota, Viridiplantae, Streptophyta, Magnoliopsida, Fagales, Juglandaceae. The transcript is spliced from 4 exons. Bases 184 to 990 code for a protein of 268 amino acids.